CCGGCCACCACUGGCUUCAAUAUGGCUGCCCCCAGGGAAAGGCGAGGCUAACGUGAAAGCGCAGACCCUGACUCCCUCGUCUCAUGGAUCAUAGCGCAGAGUUCAGAAAAUGGAAGGCGCAGUGUCUGAGCAAAGCGGACCUCAGCCGGAAAGGCAGUGUGGACGAGGAUGUGGUAGAGCUCGUGCAGCUCCUAAACGGGCGAGAACAGUUUUUCACCACCAGUUCCUGCGCUGGCCGCAUCAUCCUCCUAGACCCGGGUAUAAAUGGUUCCGAGGUUCAGAAACAAAACUGUUGCUGGCUACUGGUUACACAUAAACCCUGUGUGAAAGAUGAUGUGAUUGUAGCCCUAAAGAAAGCGAAUGGCGAUGCCAUUUUGAAAUUUGAACCACUUGUUCUUCAUGUGCAGUGUCGACAGUUGCAGGAUGCACAGAUUCUGGCUGUCCGGAGCACACAUGGCUUAGAAGUUCCAUUAACCCAUAAAGGAAAACUGAUGGUGACAGAGGAAUAUAUCAACUUCCUGAUAAAGAUAGCAAAUCAAAAAAUGGAGGAAAACAAGAAGAGAAUUGAAAGGUUUUACAACUGCCUACAACAUGCUUUGGAAAAAGAAACUAUUUCUAUGACCUCAUUUCCCAAAGAGAAAAUCAGAGAAAAAAAUAACUCAUCAUAUACUCACAAGAAAAAAAGAAACCCAGAAAAAGCAUGUGGCAAAUAUAUUACUGAAGAAAAUAAUAAAGAACUUGAAAAUGAUGAUCAUGAUGAUCCAGGAAUCAGUGUUACUAUCUUCCCUGAAGAUUACUGAGAUUUGGUUCUGAAGUGUCUUGGUAGAAUAAUGUUUCUAAUAGAUAUUAUAAAGCUGCUCUUUAUAGGAGUAUUUUAGUUUGUUGAGUGUAUCAGCCUUUCAGAAAAACAAGAUUUAAUUUUUCUCUAUAUUUUAGGGAAACCCUUAGCUUUUAAAAAUAGCUGUGUAUAAUAUCAAUAUUUGCUCUUAAAUACCAUCUUUUUUAGUCACACAGUCAUUGCAAAAAUAAAAUUAUGAUUUUUAAUGCUUCUCUCUCCUUAAGUUUCAGUUUCUACUUCUGUAAAACAGGAGAACUAUAAUACCCUUUCAAGAGAGCCUUAACAUUAGGAAUAUUAGAGUAAAAAUCAUAACAACAUUUUACGUAUUUUUAACUUUGAAAUCUCCAGCCUUCAAGGGGGUCACUUUGCUGCUUGUUGCCAUGGAGUCCAAGGACAAGUUUUUUCCUCUCUUUAGCCAUUGUGGAUAAAACAACUGAUAUCCUUUUUGUUCAGGACAAAAUAUUAUACUUGAACCCUCUUUCCCCAUUAUUUCUCACAAACCAGAGCUUGCCACUGGCACAUCCUCCAUGAAGCAGGUGGGCUUAGUUUUUCACUACGCCUGGUCAGAAAUGAUAACUUAUGACACAGGAAUCUCAAUAGAAUAAAUGUGCUAUGAAAAAUUGCAAAGAAUCAGAAGCCUCGGGUUUGAGUUCUGACUGCUACAGAGAAGUUGGUGGUCCUUAAGCGAAUCACUUAAUUUCCAAGGGCUUCCAUUUCCUCUUCCGCAUAAUAGUAAUUCUGAUCCCUCCCAUAUUUACACCAGAGGAGUGUUGACAGGAUCAAGUUAAAUAAAAAUGUGAAAGCGCUUAAUAAGACCAUUUUGCAUAUAUGUUACUAGUUACUUUGCUAUUUAUUUUCAUUAUAAAUUGAAGAUUUUUCACAAUGUAUUUUCAGAAUAUCAAAUCAUAGAAAGUAUACAUUUAAAGAGAAAUUUCUAGUUAGUCGUAGAACUAAUAAAUUGAAAGACAAAAACACCAGAACAUCAAGUAAGAAAAAUUAUAUGAGGUAGUCAACAUUGAGUUGUGAUUCUGGCCUUUCCUAAUAUUUUUAUAAUUUGCUUAAGUCUUUAUAUAAAUUAUUUUUAGAUUUGUAUCCCAGAUGCUUAUCUUCUGCCACCAUUUCGUACUCUCAUUUUUUAAAGUCAAUCGACUUUAUAGCUAUCUGUUGUCCUCUAAGCAAA
Molecule: messenger RNA, 2018 nt
Organism: Balaenoptera musculus (blue whale)
Lineage: Eukaryota; Metazoa; Chordata; Mammalia; Artiodactyla; Balaenopteridae
Gene: TYW3
Product: tRNA-yW synthesizing protein 3 homolog
Exons: 5
Coding region: 84-800 (238 amino acids)
Biological process (GO): tRNA methylation
Cellular component (GO): cytoplasm
Molecular function (GO): tRNA methyltransferase activity
Source: RefSeq, a predicted model, not a curated record